GGGCUGUUCGCCGCGCGCUCGGGAUGUUCAGCAUUAGCCUCCGCCGCGUGGUCUGCGCGCGGGGAAGGCUGCGCGCGCAUUUCAGCACCCCGCCUGCUUGGUAUCACUUGCUGAAGCUAAAAAAAUUAGACAAGUCAAUGAGAGAAACACCCAGUAAAAUAAACUACUUGAAACCGUUAAAGCCACUGGAGCCUGAUUCGUUGCUGAAACUACUGGAAGCAUCUAUAGUACAUGCGGAUGGUACACUUGUGGCCAUUAACAAACCUUGCGGUAUCCCUGUAUCAGGCAAGCCAGAAGACCUGACUUUGCAAUCUGUUCUGCCACAGCUAAGCCAGAAUCUAAAUCUCCCACAAGAUCUCCAGGUGAUCAAAGCUCCAGAAAAGGAAGGUUCUGGACUUGUUCUGCUGUCAAGUUGCCCAAACACUACCCGAUAUAUCCAAGAUUUUUAUAUUCAGCGUAAGAAGAAAAAAGAUCCAGUUGCUACUUACUGUGCUAUUACUACCAGGACUCCAGUAGCUACAGAAGGAGAAAUUCAUACAGGCCUCAAGCUGGUGGACAUUGAUGGCUUUGAUCUGGUAGUGCCAGAGGCUUCCCCUUCUCGCAAGAGCCUGCAAAUGAAGGAGGUAAAAAAGACACUGACUUACUACAAAGUGCUGGACUCAAAGAAGGGCUGUGCCCUUUUGCAGCUGCAGCCAGUGACAACCUUUCGGAACCAGCUGCAGGUACACCUGACGUUGAUCCUGAGCCCGGUGCUGGGAGAUCACGUGUAUUCCCCUCGGGUGGGAACAGUUCUUGGAGAACCCUUUCUCUUGCCCGCUGAGCAGAGUCCGCCUCGGACACAGGCUCUAGAGGAACAUGUGAUGCAAAAGCUCCGGUUGCGGCAAGAAGUGAUGUUUCGCUUGCAGCUUCACCUCCACCUUCACCAGCUUCUCCUGCCUGAUGGUUGCUGUUCUUCCCGCACUCUCUUAGUGGCCCCCCCUCCUCCUUUCUUUCUCCAGACCCUUCGUAGUCUCAGACUUAACCUGCCCCCCUGAGAGAAGCACGCAGUGAAAGAGUAUGCAAAGGACUGGUCUGAAUUCAUCCAUUGCUGGCAGCCCAGUCAAGUGGAUGCGGCUGCCUCAAAAUCCAGCAGCAGAGCUCCCACACAAGGAAAAAUUCCACACGGUUACGGAAGAAAACUUUGCUUCUUCAGGAAAAGGAUUCAGAUAUAUAUUGCAUUCCGUGAGAGUUGCUUGAAUAGGCAGCAUACAAAUGAUUGAUAGUGGGGAAAAAAGCUUAUCAAAAAGUGCGAUAGGAAGGAGAUUUCUAAGUAAAAACCUCUGUUGUAACUAGCUGGUAUAAUCUGGCUAAAAAAGUAUUUUAAAGUGAACGUUUGUGAGUUAGUUUGCUUUUAUUAAAAGCUGUUCCUGUACCCACA
This is a messenger RNA of Protobothrops mucrosquamatus (brown spotted pit viper), 1417 nucleotides long. It is a transcript of the gene RPUSD3, whose product is annotated as RNA pseudouridine synthase D3. The record is from RefSeq and is a predicted model, not a curated record. Gene Ontology annotation, biological process: pseudouridine synthesis. NCBI's taxonomy places the organism in Eukaryota, Metazoa, Chordata, Lepidosauria, Squamata, Viperidae. The coding region runs from base 24 to 1034 and encodes 336 amino acids. The transcript has 9 exons. Gene Ontology annotation, molecular function: RNA binding; pseudouridine synthase activity.